Fomitopsis serialis is the source of this 832-nucleotide messenger RNA. RefSeq lists its product as uncharacterized. Gene Ontology annotation, biological process: regulation of transcription by RNA polymerase II. The transcript has 4 exons. Gene Ontology annotation, cellular component: mediator complex. Bases 50 to 529 code for a protein of 159 amino acids. Gene Ontology annotation, molecular function: transcription coregulator activity. The record is from RefSeq and is a predicted model, not a curated record. NCBI's taxonomy places the organism in Eukaryota, Fungi, Basidiomycota, Agaricomycetes, Polyporales, Fomitopsidaceae.
GCACUGACCACCACCGUCCAGCCACUGUGGCUGAUACUGAACCUCCACCAUGGCGGACGCUAUACCACAAAGCGAUGUUUCUCGUCCCUCUGCGCUGCCCACAGCCAACCUCCUCCAGCGCCCGAUUCAGCCGCUCGUCGACCAGAACUCGAACGAGUACCUGGAUGCCAUAGAGGAGGAGUGGAACAAGAAAGUCGACGUUGAGGUCGACACACUGGUGGACGGAAUGGUCGACCUUGUCGGGCUGGCUUCGAUCGGAGACAAGGACAAGUUCAGAAUAGCGCAAGAGUCCUACCAGGCUGAAUGCCGAGCAGAGUCAAUGAUCCGGGCAGCACAUUCUCUGCUGUCCAUCAUCCACUCCAUGAAGCUGCUGCUAUUACUGUCCGACGAGUCGCAAAUCGCAAAUCGUAGGGAUGCGGAAAUGCGGGAUGUUCAAGCAGAGAAGGACACGUUGAAGAAGGAGGUGGCGGGAAAAUUGGACGAGAUACUUCACCAAGGGCGGUCAGGACGAUGGCCGGAGAGUCAAUGAUAGACCGACGCUCUGGCGAACGUCCUGUCCGGCGGCACUGAUCAUGACACAGCUUCAGCUCGAGGUGUCUUCAAGGUGUAUCGCCCGUCCUUCAAUUGGGGCGUUCUUCGACAGCAGGCGAUGGGGCCACGGCUGCCGCGUCAAUCGUGCUCGUGUCAAUGCGGCUACAUUGACAUAGUACGAUGAAGACGUACAGCAGGCGUAUGCUUACGUCUCAUCGCACGGACGACAGACUCAGUCCUUAUGGGACUGGCGCAUGAUAUUGUCCAUCGGAAAGGAUUAUACGUACUCGACCUACGCAUU